UAUUAAGCCCAGAAAGCGACUCGGAGCUUCCCACCAAACCCCCCAAAAUCACCCACCAAACCACGCACAGAAGGCUCAAGAAAGGCUAAAGGAGAUAAGAAACCAAUAGCUUAUCAUCAUCACUCCCUUCUUCUUCUUCUCCUCCUCCUCCCUACUUUCAAUCCCCAGAAAUGGAUUCCAAAACCAAUAAUAUAGAAACCCCUGAAGAAUCCAAGCAAGAGCAAACCCAGAAUCAGAACCCGCUCCCUCUCGUUCCCGCUGCUUCGAUUUCACUCUCACUUUCCACUCUCCUCCCUUCCCAUUUCCUCCCACCCAAACAAAUCACCAACCCACCGAACAAAAUCAAAAUCCCAUCUCAAAUUUCAUCUCUUUCCCAGUUUUCGCUCUCCUCUUCCCUCUCGCCCGCAAAAGCCUUCUUCAAAUCCAGCAUUUCAGCUAACCCUUUGCAGAAUACUCUUACUCUAAACCCGCUCCGCCCCUCCAAUCCCUCUGGCGCCGCCGCCCUUCGCCGCGCUGCCGUCGUGUGGUUCCGCAACGACCUACGUAUCCACGACAACGAAUGCCUCACGGCCGCCAACAACGAAUCUAUUUCCGUUCUUCCAGUUUACUGCUUCGACCCCCGGGAUUAUGGUAAAUCAUCGUCCGGGUUUGACAAAACAGGGCCUUAUCGAGCUACAUUCUUGAUAGAAUCUGUUUCCGAUUUGCGCAAGAAUCUGCAGGCUCGUGGGUCGGAUCUCGUAGUAAGAAUUGGGAGACCCGAGAGUGUGUUGUUGGAGGUUGUUAAAGCCGUGGGGGCGGACGCUGUCUAUAUGCAUAGAGAGGUCUCGCACGACGAAGUGAAAGCGGAGGAGAAGAUUGAGGAGGUUAUGAAGGAUGAGGGAGUGGAGGUGAAGUCCUUCUGGGGAAGCACAUUGUAUCAUUUGGAGGAUUUGCCGUUUCAGUUGGAGGAAAUGCCAACGAAUUAUGGCGGGUUUAAGGAGAGGGUGAAAGGGUUGGAUGUGAGGAAGACGAUUGAGCCGUUGGAUAGGAUGAAGGGUUUGCCUAAAAGAGGGGAUGUGGAGCCUGGGGAAAUUCCAUCUUUGGUGGAUUUGGGACUUAACCCGAAUGCAGCUAUGGGUCAGAACGGGAAAACAGCUGCCAAUGCUUCUCUUGUGGGUGGAGAGACUGAAGCUUUGCAGAGACUGAGAAAUUUUGCUGUCGAAUGCAAGGCAAAACCAAACAAUGGAUUUAAAAAUGGCGCCAAUGAUAGCAUAUAUGGUGCAAACUUUUCAUGCAAAAUAUCCCCCUGGCUAGCCAUGGGAUGCCUUUCUCCCCGCUCCAUGUUUGAUGAGCUGAAGAAGUCUGCUUCAAGCUUGAUUUCUGCUGCCACUAACAAGAAAAAUGGUGGAAGUGGCACAUCUGACACUGGACUGAAUUGGUUAAUGUAUGAGCUGUUGUGGAGGGAUUUUUUCAGAUUCAUCACCAGGAAAUACAGUACUGCUAAGCAACAGAGUUAUGCACCAGCCACAGCUUGUACAGGUGCAGCUGCCUGAGUAGGAAAUAGAUGAAAACUAAAAUUCGCAAGUCUCUAAGACGAUGGACUCUCCUUUGUAUGUUAUCAAUCAGUCAGAUCUAUUGACCAUUGGCUGUUUGUAAUGACGUUGCAUUUCACCAGCAAAAUGAGUGACCAUUGUGAGUUGUAAUUGUGUUACAACUGAGGCAGUUAGUUCCGAGUGUUCUGAAUGUCUAUCAUUGAUGAAUGUGGUAGACAAAUUUCAUUUCGCCA
Messenger RNA from Sesamum indicum (sesame), 1765 nucleotides. It is a transcript of the gene PHR2, whose product is annotated as photolyase/blue-light receptor 2. Gene Ontology annotation, biological process: photoreactive repair. Gene Ontology annotation, molecular function: FAD binding; deoxyribodipyrimidine photo-lyase activity; DNA binding. NCBI's taxonomy places the organism in Eukaryota, Viridiplantae, Streptophyta, Magnoliopsida, Lamiales, Pedaliaceae. The record is from RefSeq and is a predicted model, not a curated record.